Dryobates pubescens (Downy woodpecker) is the source of this 1895-nucleotide messenger RNA. It is a transcript of the gene CRHR2, whose product is annotated as corticotropin releasing hormone receptor 2. Bases 332 to 1573 code for a protein of 413 amino acids. Gene Ontology annotation, biological process: long-term synaptic potentiation; cell surface receptor signaling pathway; adenylate cyclase-modulating G protein-coupled receptor signaling pathway. Gene Ontology annotation, cellular component: axon terminus; dendrite; plasma membrane. Gene Ontology annotation, molecular function: corticotropin-releasing hormone receptor activity; peptide hormone binding; G protein-coupled peptide receptor activity. Lineage: Eukaryota; Metazoa; Chordata; Aves; Piciformes; Picidae. The transcript is spliced from 12 exons. The record is from RefSeq and is a predicted model, not a curated record.
GGCGGCACUGGAGAGCUGCUAGACCAGGGAAGCUGGCGAAGAGACGCAAGCCCCUUACUCUGGGCUCAGCGAGAUCCCAUUGGUUCCUCAGCUGCUGGUUUAAAGCAAAGAAGAGCUUGGAGGAUUGAACUGCACAGCCAGACGCAGACUCUCAGCCAAGUUGUCAGCACGCUGGGAGGAGGAGAGACACACACACGAGACUGCAGGGUGGCCGCAGCUUGAUGUUCAUUUCUGUCCAGAGAGGAAGAAAGGAGAGGGGACAAAAAAAAGCCCCAAACCCACAGAAAAGGGGGAAGGAGCCUGAUCCAGUCCAUCGGUCCUGGGGGGAAUAAUGGAUGUGACCAUAUCACAGUUCAUCUUAGAAGAAUUUGAUGUCAACUGCAGCCUCCUGGAUCGUUUACAAGAGACUUUUUUAGAGAGUUCCUCUAUCCCAUUCCUGGGCUUUGAUGGUCCGUACUGCAAUGCCACCACUGAUCAGAUCGGGACCUGCUGGCCCAGAACCUCUGCGGGGGAAUUAGUAGAGAGACCCUGCCCGGAAUUCUUCAAUGGGAUCAAAUACAACACCACGAGAAAUGCCUACAGAGAAUGCCUGGGCAAUGGGACAUGGGCUUCCAAGAUAAACUACUCUCAGUGCGAGCCUAUUCUGGACGACAAGAGGAAGUAUGCGCUCCAUUACAAGAUUGCUCUCAUCAUAAACUACCUGGGGCACUGUAUAUCAGUAGGGGCCCUUAUAGUUGCCUUUAUGCUUUUCUUGUGCUUGAGGAGUAUCAGAUGCCUGCGGAAUAUCAUCCACUGGAACCUGAUCACCACGUUCAUCCUGAGGAAUGUGAUGUGGUUUCUGCUUCAGAUGAUAGAUCACAACAUACAUGAAAGCAAUGAACCUUGGUGUCGAUGUAUUACCACUGUCUACAACUAUUUUGUGGUGACCAAUUUCUUCUGGAUGUUUGUGGAAGGCUGCUACUUACACACUGCUAUAGUGAUGACUUACUCCACAGACAAGCUGCGGAAAUGGGUCUUCCUCUUCAUAGGAUGGUGUAUUCCUUGCCCAAUCAUCAUUGCCUGGGCCAUUGGCAAACUGUAUUAUGAGAAUGAACAGUGCUGGUUUGGAAAGGAGCCAGGGAAAUACAUUGACUACAUAUAUCAAGGACCAGUGAUUCUUGUUCUUCUGAUAAAUUUUGUAUUUCUAUUUAACAUAGUUAGGAUUUUAAUGACAAAGCUGAGAGCUUCAACUACUUCAGAAACAAUACAGUACAGGAAGGCAGUCAAGGCAACGUUAGUUCUUCUGCCCCUGCUGGGCAUCACCUAUAUGCUUUUCUUUGUCAACCCUGGUGAAGAUGACAUUUCCCAGAUUGUCUUCAUCUAUUUCAAUUCCUUCCUGCAGUCUUUUCAGGGUUUCUUCGUGUCAGUAUUUUACUGCUUCUUGAAUGGUGAGGUGCGUUCUGCUGCCAGGAAACGAUGGCACCGCUGGCAGGACCACCACUCCCUGCGGGUGCGCGUGGCUCGGGCCAUGUCCAUCCCCACCUCGCCCACGCGGAUCAGCUUCCACAGCAUCAAGCAGACCGCGGCCGUGUGACGUGCCCCACGCACGCGCACGCACCACGUGGUGGCCUUCAGGGUUCUUCUUUCUUCACUCUUCCCAAGCCCCUCUCUUCAGCCUUUCUCCCUUUACUCUGCACUGCUCUCUUCUGCGAGGAGGCGCCCGCCGUGGUUUUGUGGACUCUCAUCUCCUUAUUCGUGAUGCUGCUUGAAGGCAACCAGGGAAAAGCCUCUCGGAGCAGGUGGUGGCGAAAGAGAUUGGAAGAAGAAAGAGAUUCAACAACUGAUUGCACCUUGUGGAAGUUCACAAUACAAUGUCUAAACCAGCAGACUGGCAGGAACAAUCAAAGUUUUUUCCU